CCCUGGUGGAGGAAAAAUGUAGUACAUGAUGACGAGUGUUUUUGGCAAAGGUGAAAGCGCGGUCUGUUCACAUGGUGGUCGCCUGGCUGGAGGUCAUAUUCAUGAUCCAUCGAGCUUUUCCUGUCUCAUGCAUUAAAUAGGUCUCCUUUUUCUGUCUUAUUCGUCGAUUUUGAUCAUCUUGUUUACAUUUCACCUGAAAGUGGGUCGCCCAGAUCUUAUCUUCAAUUCAGGUAGAAAGAACAUGAUCAAGAUGCCGACUUUUCUCUCGUUCUCGUGGAAGCAUCUUCUGAUCAUGCGUUUGACGUUUUUUCUCGCAACCUGGGAUGCGCUAGUACACGCCGGUCACGCGUCGCCGCUACUGCGCGCUGGUAGCAGGGCAUCCCGAGAUGGCGUUUCAAGAACAUUCAGUUUGCAUGCUCCCUGUAGUUGUUGUAGGACCACAAGCACCAGCGACGUUUCUCCUUGUUCUAGACGAUUGACGACGCAUCUGCAGCCAUUGAUGCGACUUCCUAUAGGAGCUUCUUCGAAAGUCUGGAGGAGUUAUUCGUCAUGUUCUUCCACACCUUGCGGAACAACCUCAACAGCAUGUUGGGCAACAACUGCAGCGCCACGGAAUAUGUUGCUCCGUAGCACCUCCGAUGUUCAGGCUCUCCUUAAUUCCAAUGAUGUUUUGCCGACGAGUCCGACUGGUUGUUCAUCAUCUACGUCCUCCACGCCAGCAUUGGAAGCUAUCCACGACGGCCCUGAAGACGCAGUUCGCCCCGCGGAUACUGUUGACGAUGAAGGAUCAAUCAAGAACACGAGUAUCAACACAGUGGACGAUGCAGACGACAAUGAUGCCCAGAUGAAUAACGAAGCCUCGCGUGAAGAUAUCAGUGAAGAUCGUAUUGACGGUCCGCGCUUGAUGGGUUCUAUUGUCGAUCCAUUUGACGAGGACUUCAUGGACUCGGACUUCGUGGAUGGCGAUGACGAGCAUCCACUGAGAGAGUGAUGAGCACGAGUCUCUAGGAGAGUAAUGAUGGUUCCAAUUUCCGACUUCCUCCACUCUCUCCUAAUUUAUUACUUGCACUUGUAGUUGUAUUUUUCCUCUACCUCUUCCAACAUAUCGAUAAUUAUCUAAGUACAUUUGAUCCAUUUUUCUGAUGCAUGGUGUUGAUGAUGUGUUGAUUUCGUGUAAUAAAGCACAUGAUAGUUGUGACAUAGAGAUAGAAGAAGAUCUUUUGGUACUUCUAACGCGAUAGAGACUAUAAGCGAUGCAAAAUAUUGAUCGUCUUCUAAUGGACUUAGAAGAAACGACCAGCAGGUCUUGAGUUGUUAUAGUUGAGUUUAGUCAAAAUAGUAACGUUCCUGCUUACAACAUACUUCUUACAUAGUCGAUAUUUUCCGGAUGUUUUUCCAGCUUAUUAUAUUAUCUUCCUGAUCAACUACUUUUUCUCCUGGCUGCAAGAACUACCUUUUGACGAACAAUCUAUCCGUAAAUCUGAACGACUGGAAACAACCUUGUGGUCUUCGGAAUCAGAAUUUCACACUCAAAAUCCAAAUCCCAGUGUCAGCGCUUGUGAAGAUCCCUGCACUUCUUGCACUUUCUGUACCAUGUGGUGUUUUCUCGG
Messenger RNA from Amoebophrya sp. A25, 1610 nucleotides. Lineage: Eukaryota; Dinophyceae; Syndiniales; Amoebophryaceae. The record is from the annotation of a GenBank genome assembly.